This is a messenger RNA of Nematolebias whitei (Rio pearlfish), 798 nucleotides long. RefSeq lists its product as uncharacterized. The coding region runs from base 1 to 798 and encodes 265 amino acids. NCBI's taxonomy places the organism in Eukaryota, Metazoa, Chordata, Actinopteri, Cyprinodontiformes, Rivulidae. The record is from RefSeq and is a predicted model, not a curated record. The transcript is spliced from 8 exons.
AUGGGAGGUUUUCCCCGAGCACCACAGCUGCCGCUGAACGCCCUGCCCGACAGCAAGGACGCCAUUCCUGGGUCAACCAUACCUAACGCCAAAUACGGCAUUCCUCAGGGCACCUCGCCUCCAUUUUGGAUCACUAUGACGACCCUCCCCUACGUUUUCCCAACCGCUUCUCCUUGGUUUAACAUCCCAGAUUUCUUGACGAUCCAAAAAAAGUCGGACAUUACAACGACUCUCCACCCAGGCUCCGUGUACUCCACGGUCAUGUUGACCGGUUUACCGGAAGGAAACUACAAACACGAGGACGUGGCCAAGCUGCUGUGGCCCUACUUCCCCCAACAGAACCUUCAGACUCUGUACUACAACGUUCUGGUUCUUCCCCUGCAGAGGAGGGCCUUCGUGUAUUUCUUCAGCCGGGAGGCGUGCUGCAGCUUCGUUCGCGAUCACGUCAAGAAGCCGUUUUCUGUCGGGGGCUGCUCGCUCCAAGUCCACUUCGUCCUGCAGGACAUACGCCAUAAACCCAGCGAGGAAAUCAUGUAUAGAACGUUGAUAACAUGGAGCAACUCCUAUGUUCCCAGUCUGGAGUUUCUGGCGAAGCGGCUGCUGUGUGUGGAGCUCUCUGAAACCAGCCUGGACCUCAUCUCCAGGGUCAUGAAGGAAGUGGCGUCCAUGGCUUGUUUCGUCAACUUCCUGUCGCUCGCCAACAGGAUCUGCAUCGAGAUGAUCGAGUCCAGCUGCGUGCAGAACGUGCUGGAGGAGAUUUCCCUCCGGCAGGAUUUGUCCACGCACAGAACCUGGUAG